Messenger RNA from Pectinophora gossypiella (pink bollworm), 1874 nucleotides. Its product is annotated as retinol dehydrogenase 11-like. The transcript has a single exon. Bases 245 to 1207 code for a protein of 320 amino acids. The record is from RefSeq and is a predicted model, not a curated record. Lineage: Eukaryota; Metazoa; Arthropoda; Insecta; Lepidoptera; Gelechiidae.
CAUGAUAAGGCAUAUUUGAUACUUUUUAAUGCUUUUGUUGCUUAUAUUAUCGUUUUACAUUGCAAGCAUACAACUUCAAUGCGUCUUAUGGUUUACAUUUGCGGGUAUCCAGUGACAUCCGAAAACAUUACAAGAUCCUUUUAAAAACAAAGUCGAUUGUUUAAAAUCACCGGACGGACUUAUUUUACUCUCAUCAGUGCACUGAUCGUCUCAGAUACUUGUUCUCAGCUCAACUGUGACAAAAAUGGACGAAUUUUCUGAAGACGUAAAAAUUCCAAAGGGAUUUAAGCUCAAACCUUGUGAAACUAAUGGAAUGCUUAAUGGAAAAGUUGCAAUCAUUACCGGUGGUGGUACCGGAGUUGGGUUUGAAAGUGCGAAGAAAUUAGCCCAGAAAGGAGCCAGAGUGGUCAUCGCUAGUCGAAACCAAACCAAACUGAAGAUCGCACAAGACGAUAUCAUCGACCAGACGGGCAAUCGAGAUGUUACAUACAGACUGCUAGACCUCAGCUCCCUUAAAUCUGUGAGAAAUUUUGCUACUCAAACGAUGCUCUUUGAAAAACGAGUUGACAUUUUAGUGAACAACGCUGUAGCUUUUGCUUUACCAGACACACUUACAGAAGACGGACUCAACCUCACUAUGCAGGUGAACUAUUACGGAGCAUUCCUACUGACAUUUUUAUUGCUGCCAUUCUUAAAAGCAUCAGCUCCAAGCAGAAUAAUCAACAGCUCCGUAGCCUUAGCAGCUUUGGGAGAUUUCGAUUUCGAACACUGGAAUGAUCCUGGUGUCUACGAUAAUAUGGCUAUUCUGGCAAAUUCAAAAUUGGCUGAUACAUUGUUCACGGCAGAGUUACAUAGAAGACUGCGAGGUACUGGCGUUGCAGCUAUCACGUAUGAUCCUUUCGUUGUCAGUGAUUCUACUGUGUUACAACUCAAGCCUAGCACCUUACAUACAGCAUGGAAGCAUUACAACCCAAGAGUAUUGGUAAAGGAAAUAGCAGGAGCACAAGUAGCGUACUAUGCAGCAGAACCAACAGUGCAAAAGGAAAGUGGAAGUCACUUUAAAUUAUGUCAUAAAUGGAUUUCUCUGUUGACCGCGAAAAAUGCAAACCUGACAAGCAGUCUUUGGGCAGCUUCGAAAAAGGCUGUUAAGAUAACUAAAUUGGAAGAUUGGGAAGAUGUUUCUCGUAAUACAUCUAAGAAUCCAUAGUAGUUACUAGUAGAUAGUUAGGGUUUUAAUAUUUGCAGAAUGCGCGUUAUAAGUAUUGCAUCUGUAUGGAAGAAAAAUGCAAAUCGAAUUAAUGAAAUAAUUGUGAAGUGUACUUUUUCGCAUGUAAUUGUAGUGUGAUAGGUACUCAAUUUAGUCAUAAUUCCAAUGAAAUUCCUACUAGUACAUGAUGGUUAGAUACAUCUUCAAUUCAGCUUCAAUUCUCUGAAGGCCAAAAUUUGGAGAAGAAAUUAUGCAUUUUGGUCCUUAAUGCAGAGAUUGUCGGUUUAGUGUUGGUUGAUUGGAUUAUGCUGUUUUAAAUUCUGCUUUACUAUUUUUUGGAAUGAAAAAUAGAGUAAGUAGAUAGUUGUCGAGAAAAGUAGUAAAUUCAAAUAUGUCCUUUAUAUAGGAUGACUCGGAUGCCUGAUUCUAUUUACAGACUCCCGUACGCACUAUUUGCUAACCUAACCUGUAUUGGGCUGGUUUUUCCUUCGCGGGUUGGAAGGUCAGACAGACCUUCUGUAAAAAACGGACCUGUCAAAUCUUUAGGUUAAGCAAGUGGAAUUUGUGAAAAACGGGAUAUCACUGGGGAGAUUAUUUUCUGCUCUUUGGAAAAUUGAUUCGCGUUUGAAAAUAAUUUUACAUCAUACUGAUUUCACUCAGAUGGCAU